UAUAGGCGCACCCCUGCAGAACCCCACUAAUUGCAAAACGCGCACAGCUCAGCACGGGGGUGUGGUGGGUCCCUCUGGCGGCAGACUGGAGGAGAGGGGGACUAGAGGGAGGCGCGACUCAUUCUUUUUCCAGAUAGCCCCCCGCCCUUCCUCUCUUAUUCGCGCCCCUCCCUCUCGCGUCAUCCGCUCCGCUGCUCCUCUUCGUCGUCGUUCGCCCCUCCUCUCUCUCGCCGCCCGGGGAGGAGGGCGGCUCCGGCUCCGGUGAAGGGGCCGCCAUUGCUUCCGCUGCUGCUCUGGUUGGGGAAGAUGGUUGUCCAGGAGUUCACUGUUGAUCUGAACAAGCCUCUUGUUUUCCAGGUUGGCCAUCUUGAGGAACGUUACCAGGAAUGGGUUCACCAACCUAUCGUCAGCAAGGAGGGUCCACGUUUUUUCGGAAAUGAUGUCCUGGAGUUCUUGACACGCACAAAGUGGUGGGCUGUGCCAACCAUAUGGCUGCCUGUUGUUUGCUACUUCUUCGUGAAGUCUAUUCUGAUGGGUCAUACCAUUCAGGAAGUAGUUCUGAUAGCUCUGUUUGGAAUAUUUAUUUGGACAUUGAUUGAAUAUACUUUGCACCGUUUCCUAUUCCACAUUGAGACCAAAACCUACUGGUCAAACACCGCACAUUACCUUCUUCAUGGGUGCCACCAUAAGCACCCUAUGGACUCUCUCAGGCUUGUAUUUCCUCCUACUGCAACAGCAAUUUUGUGUUUCCCAUUCUGGAACCUGGUUGCUUUCUUUGCAACUCCAUCUACCACUCCUGCAUUGUUUGGAGGUGGUCUAUUGGGAUAUGUGAUGUAUGAUUGCACCCACUACUAUCUGCACCAUGGACAACCAUCCAAGGACCCAGCAAAACAUCUCAAGCGGUAUCACCUCAACCACCACUUCAGAAUCCAAGACAAGGGCUUUGGCAUCACCUCAACGCUCUGGGACACUAUUUUUGGUACAUUGCCUCCAUCGGCGACAACUGGGAAGAAGAACUGACACACAUAACAGAAUUCUUGGCAUGGGAAAUUCUAGGGCAUUUGUAAUAUAUUCAAGCGGUACGAUUCUAGUAAUGUCUUGGUGCGAUGGGUUUCACAUGUCCAUUCAGUUCGAAGUUCCUGUGUACUGAUGUCUGUUAAUCUUAUUCUGAUGUGAAGUGAUUUCAUUAGCUCAUCAUUCUAAGCA
This is a messenger RNA of Setaria italica (foxtail millet), 1206 nucleotides long. RefSeq names its product dihydroceramide fatty acyl 2-hydroxylase FAH1. The record is from RefSeq and is a predicted model, not a curated record. Gene Ontology annotation, cellular component: membrane; endoplasmic reticulum. Gene Ontology annotation, molecular function: iron ion binding; fatty acid 2-hydroxylase activity. The transcript has 7 exons. Lineage: Eukaryota; Viridiplantae; Streptophyta; Magnoliopsida; Poales; Poaceae. Gene Ontology annotation, biological process: lipid biosynthetic process; fatty acid metabolic process. The coding region runs from base 307 to 1020 and encodes 237 amino acids.